AUGCUGGCGUCAAAGCGGCAGGCGCUCGGGAACAAGUGCGGAAACUCCCGCUUCAGCCUCUUGCUGCUGGAAGAUGGAGAAUUCUUCCUUGAUGACCUUAGCGUGUUCAAGUACCCAGACCCAGUGUUUCAGUGCCUCACGUUUGACUCUUGCAUCCAGAGGAAGGUGCAAGGGCGUUUGAAAUUGUGCACACGCAGCAUUAUGUUUGAGCCGCAAGACAUCAUGCAACCGAUUUUGAAGUUUCCAUUUCGAGACAUGAAUGUGACUCCAUGCGCCGAGGUCUUUGACGACGAAACGAACGAGAUGUAUCUGUCGUUUGAGUGUAACUCCGUGAUCGAGAUGAAGGAACGCAAUGUCGAUCACCCGUAUACACAUCGCGUGUUGACCGACUCGAGCAUGUACAGCACGAAAGUCAUCUUCUCCCUUGUGCAUUCAAAGCUCCCCGACUUCCUCGAAGCCAUUGCCCCCCUCUGGUCUCUCUCGCACAAGAAGAACGUUCUUAACAAGAUCGACGAAGAACGGUUCUUGGCACCUGUGCUCGAGCCUCGCCACACGGAUGUGUUCGACGCCAGUUUGCUGGCCGAUUUUCGAGAACGACCGCUCUUAUCCAAGUGCAAGCUUGUGGAUCGCAUCGUCCCGUUGCUGAAGUUUCCAGGAGCAAUGAUGCUCACAAACCAGAGAGUGUACUUUCAGCCUGCGCAGAUCAACAACAUUGGCGACCCCGUCCUCAUGUACGAAUACACCAAGGUGGUGGGACUGCACAAACGCCGGCACAUGCUCAAGCAAUGCGGGUUGGAAGUGCUGCUGGAAGAUCGCCAGAGCUACUUUUAUUCGUUUCGCACGAUGAAAGACCGCGACGAAAUCUACGCCAUGAUGGUCAAACAACCUGGGUUAAAUGAAAAACUGAAACAGAAUUGCACCCGCGAAAUGCUGCUCAAGUGGCAGCACCGCCAAGUGUCCAACUUUGAGUACCUCUCAUUCCUCAACGACGAAGCUGGCCGAACGACCAACGACUUGACGCAGUACCCUGUGUUUCCGUGGGUUAUCGCCGACUACAAGUCUGACAAGCUGGACUUGACGAAUUCACAAACGUUCAGAGACCUGUCCAAGCCAGUCGGCGCCCUCAAUGCCGAUCGACUAGCGUACUUUCAGCAACGAUUUCAAAACAUGCCGUCAGGAAUGGAAGCAGAGGGCCUGCCACCGCCGUUUUUGUAUGGCACGCAUUACUCGACCCCAGGCUAUGUUUUGUUCUACUUGGUCCGCAUGGCCCCCGAGUACAUGCUGUGUUUACAGAACGGCAAGUUUGACGCGCCGGAUCGGCUCUUUCGGAGCAUUGCUGGCACUUAUCAGAGCUGCCUAACCAAUCACGCCGACUUGAAGGAACUCAUCCCAGCUUUUUAUGACACAGAAAACCCCCCCUUGAUUGAAUGGCUCCAAAAUACGCGCAAUUUGGACCUGGGCACGACCCAAAACCUGUCUCGCGUUGGUGAUGUCGAGCUCCCGCCAUGGGCAGACAACGCCCAUGACUUUGUCGAGAAGAACCGCCAAGCGCUCGAGUGUGACUUUGUGUCGGAGCAUCUGCACGAGUGGAUCGAUCUCAUUUUUGGCUACAAACAGCAAGGCGCGGAAGCCGUGGCCGCCAACAAUCUGUUCUACUACUUGUCGUACGAAGGUGCGGUAAACCUGGAAACGAUCACAGACCCCGUCGAGCGAUGCUCUUUCGAGGCGCAGAUCCAAGAAUUCGGCCAAACACCAAAGCUCUUAUUCAAGAGUCCGCAUCCGUCGCGAUCUCAACUCGGGAUGGAUGUCACUCUGGCUCCACUUGACGUCGUCCCGCCGUUGCCGGUGGUACCGCCGCCACCAGCAGUGUCACCUGUUCGUGCUCCUGUGCCAGUUGCACAUGCUACUCCCGCAGUAGACGAUCCUGAGCCAGCGCCUUCCUUCCGCACCUCGUCGUGGGGAUUCAAGCGGCCGACCCUGAGCAAGUUCACGGGUCUGACCAAAAACGUGACGGGACUCACGGCCAGUCUUCGGCGACGGAUGGAGAGGACAAGUUGGGGCUGGUCGUUUGAUGCAACGACCACCUCCAUGUGGGACGAAUCGCUUCCGCAUUUCCUACAUUCCCAGGCCAUCACGUGCGUGAAUGUUUCGAAAGACAUCAAGACAGUCUUCUCAACGUCGCACGACGGAACGUUCAAAGUGUCGUCGAGUGAGGACGGCGUGGUGCGACGCAGUUAUACGUGCGGAGGUCCCGUGCUGUGUAUGGACAUUUCCCCGGAUGAAAAGUAUGCAUUUUUUGGCACGGCCGACCUCGAUGUGCACAUGUUUGCGCUGGAGACGGGGCGAGUGGGGAAACUCAGCCCGGCGCACGCAGCGGCCGUGACAGGCGUUUGUGUCGUCGAUGACGCCAAGUUUGUCACGUGCUCGUUGGAUGGCACGAUGAAGAUCUGGCAAUACGGCCCCAUUGGCAUGCUCUCGACACCUACUUUUGUGUACGAAGGGUGCGAUUCUGCCUUGACGUGCUUGGACGUGAAUUCGGAUGGGACAAUUGCACUCGUGGGGACGGAGGAAGGAUCGGUCUGCGUGUUCGACUUGCGAUCGAACGAACUCAUCUCCCAGAUUCGUGCGAGCGACAUCAAGAUUCAAACAGUUCGAUUUGGCAUGACAGGUGCCACCUUCACGUGCAUGACGUCGACGAAUGUGGUGGCGAUGUUUGCACUGAACGGAGCUUCGGUCUGCACCCUUCAAGCCCCCCUCAAGGACGUUCAUGGCUGUAUGGUAUCGGAUGGCGAAUAUGCGCUGACUGGGUCGGACGACGGAGGGGUGUACAUAUGGCAACUCAACGAAGGCGAUAGUAACGUGCUGAAGGCGUGUACCGUGUCCAUUCCGCACUCGAAUAAGAGCGCGGUGACGGCGGUGAACGUGAGCGGAAACGGCCAGAGCAUUGUCGCAGGGACCGGCGAUGGAUCUGUCCGUGUCUGGGCCAUGCGCAAAAAGUCCGCGCGGAGUAGACUAGGAUUUUGA
Molecule: messenger RNA, 3024 nt
Organism: Aphanomyces invadans
Lineage: Eukaryota; Oomycota; Saprolegniomycetes; Saprolegniales; Verrucalvaceae
Exons: 15
Coding region: 1-3024 (1007 amino acids)
Molecular function (GO): protein binding
Source: RefSeq, a predicted model, not a curated record